Rattus norvegicus (Norway rat) is the source of this 1321-nucleotide messenger RNA. It is a transcript of the gene Babam1, whose product is annotated as BRISC and BRCA1 A complex member 1. Gene Ontology annotation, cellular component: BRCA1-A complex; cytoplasm; BRISC complex. The record is from RefSeq and is marked provisional. The transcript has 9 exons. Gene Ontology annotation, biological process: positive regulation of DNA repair. The coding region runs from base 183 to 1187 and encodes 334 amino acids. NCBI's taxonomy places the organism in Eukaryota, Metazoa, Chordata, Mammalia, Rodentia, Muridae.
GGAAGAUGGCGGCUUCCUAGAGACCUGAUUGACUGGCCCCGGUACCCAGGCAGUGGAACCUGCGGCGGUGUGAACGCGCGCGAACUUUGUGUCGCCGCGGUCUAACUUCGACUCGGCUUGCUGCAGCUUCAGGCAGGAUCCUGGCUUCCACUAUCCCCCCUCCAUCCAACCACUCGGGAACUAUGGAGGUAGCCGAGGCCAACAGCCCCACUGAGGAGGAGGAAGAGGAAGAGGAGGAAGAAGGAGAGGAGCCGAUUUCAGAGCCCAGGCCUCACACUCGCUCCAAUCCUGAGGGGGCUGAGGACCGGGCCAUCGGGGCUCAGGCCAAUGUGGGUAGCCGCAGCGAGGGCGAAGGUGAGGCAGCCACUGCAGAUGAUGGGGCGGCCAGUGUCCCGGGAGCUGUGCCCAAGCCCUGGCAGGUACCAGCACCAGCAUCUGAGGUCCAGAUUCGAACACCAAGGGUCAACUGUCCAGAGAAAGUGAUCAUCUGUCUGGAUCUUUCAGAGGAGAUGUCUGUGCCAAAGCUGGAGUCCUUUAAUGGGUCCAGAACAAACGCCCUGAAUGUGUCUCAGAAGAUGGUUGAGAUGUUUGUGCGCACGAAGCACAAGAUUGACAAGAGCCACGAGUUUGCCUUGGUCGUAGUGAACGACGACUCUGCCUGGUUGUCUGGCCUGACCUCUGACCCACGUGAACUCUGCAGCUGCCUGUACGACCUAGAGACGGCAUCCUGCUCCACAUUCAAUUUGGAAGGCCUCUUCAGCCUCAUCCAGCAGAAGACUGAGCUGCCAGUCACAGAGAAUGUGCAAACCAUCCCACCCCCCUACGUCGUGCGCACCAUCCUGGUCUACAGCCGCCCACCCUGCCAGCCCCAGUUCUCCUUGACUGAGCCCAUGAAGAAGAUGUUCCAAUGUCCCUACUUCUUCUUCGACAUCAUUUACAUCCACAGUGGCCCUGAGGAAAAGGAAGACGAUAUGAGCUGGAAGGACAUGUUCGCCUUCAUGGGCAGUCUGGACACCAAGGGCACCAGCUACAAGUAUGCAGUAGCACUUGCUGGCCCCGCCCUGGAGCUGCACAACUGCGUGGCCAAGUUGCUGGCCCACCCGCUGCAGAGGCCCUGCCAGAGCCACGCGAGCUAUAGCCUGCUGGAAGAGGACGAAGAGGCCGGUGAGGGGGAGGCCACUGUGUGACAACUCCACACCGUCCCAUGAGGAGAGAACCCACACCCUCGUCACUGGCACAUGCUCAAUCUCACACUGUCCACUGUAAAGUCAUUCUUCCUGGGACCAUUUUUGUCAUCGGAAUAAAAGUCUGAGGCCCCAGA